CUCGCUCUGUCUGCCUAUAUAAGCCGCCACAAUUCCUGUUAUAGUUGGUUCACAACGCUGAAGUAAAAAAUAAAAACAACUGUUUCGCAUAGGCAUAGGCAUACGCAUAUAUAAUUUAAAAUCGCACCGUACGUUACGUGUGUCCAAAUUAUAUCAAAUGCCUAGGGAAGGGAUGGCCGGUUUGUGUUUACCGGCGGCGGUUUCUUCUCCUUUUUCUUCUUCCUCGUGCAGUGUCCCUUCUCCCUCCAGGUUCGGUUUUUCGCCUUCUCGGCCGAGUUUCUCCGAGUCUGUGAUGGACCGGACGGUCCGCAUGGCCGAGCCCAUCAUCCUCAGGUGGAACCCUGCAGACACCACCACCGGCGCCGCCGUGGCUCGAGUCACCUCUCUGUUCUACGAGAGUCGCCGGGAGGCCAGGGAGUUUGUCAAAACCGUCACCCAUCUGCAGAAGGCGAUGCAGUUUCUGGCCGAGGAGAAUUCUGGAUCCGACAAGCUCGCUCAAGGCCAGAAUCUGAUGCAGAUCGCCAUGAAGCGGCUGCAGAAGGAGUUUUACCAGAUUUUAUCCAUGAACAGAGCCCAUCUGGAUCCGGAGUCCGUCUCUACACGAUCUCGCUCCUCUACUGGAUCGAGCGCGACUUCGGAUUUCGAAGACGACGACGACGACGAUGAAAUCAGAGGCGGCGCAGCGGAUGCGCCGAUCUCGGACGUUUCUUUAGCUCUGGCCAUGGCGGAUUUGAGAAUGAUUGCGGAAUGCAUGAUCUCCACCGGUUAUGCGAAGGAGUGCUUGAAGAUUUACAUAAUCAUCCGGAAAUCGAUCGUUGAUGAAGGAAUCUAUAAGCUGGGAGUGGAGAAGCUCACUUCUUCUCAGAUUCACAAAAUGGAUUGGGAAGCUCUGGAUUUGAGAAUCAACAACUACUGGCUCGGCGCUGUGAGAAAUGCUGUGACCACUCUCUUCAAUGGAGAGAGCAUUCUCUGCCACCACGUCUUCGCCAGUUCCGAUUCCAUUCGAGAAUCGUGCUUUUCCGAAAUUGUUAAAGACGGAGCCAUGCUCCUCUUCGGAUUUCCGGAACUGGUAGCCAAGCACAGCCAAAAGUCGCCGCCGGAGAAGGUCUUCGGCGCCCUCGACAUGUACACCGAAAUCUCCAAUCACUGGCCGGAGAUCGAUUCAAUCUUCAACUACGCCGCAACCGUCCCCAUAAAAUCACAGGCGCUCACCUCGCUAUCCAAGCUCGCUGAGUUCGUUCGGGCAGCAUUAGACGAAUUCGAAGUCACAAUUCUCAAGGAUUCCUCAAAAUCUCCGGUCGCCGGCGCCGGGAUCCAUCCUCUGACUGUGGACGCAAUGAAUUACCUCUCAAUCAUCUCCGAUUACGACAAUCUCUUAGCCGAAAUCCUCGCCGAUUCCCCGCCGCCGUCGAAGAAAUCACUACCGGAAUCAUACUUCGGAUUCUCCGACCCCGGCGAAACUCAGGCACCGGCGGCAAUCUCCAUGAAAAUGGCGUGGCUUGUUAUAGUCCUCCUCUGCAAGCUGGACACCAAGGCCAAGUACUACAAAGAUGUCUCUCUGGCAUACCUUUUCCUCGCCAACAAUCUCCAGUACGUCGUCGCUUCGGUGCAGACCUCAAAUCUGAAAUAUCUCCUCGGUACGGAAUGGCUGGCGAAGCACGAGGCCAAAGUCAAACAGUUCGCGUCAAACUAUGAGCGGCUAGGGUGGAGCCACGUCAUCGAAUCCCUACCGUCAUAUCUUACGGCUACGGAAACCUCCCCCGAAAAAGUCAAGGAAAUGUUCAAGAAAUUUAACACAUUAUUUGACCAGGCGUACAGAAAGCAGUCCCUCUGCGUCGUACCGGAUAAAACACUCCGCGACUACAUUAAGAACUCUAUAGCCAGAAGGAUCAUCCGACUGUAUAAAGAUUUCUACAGCGCGCAUCGCCACACCGUCGCCAACGGACGACACGUGGCAGCAGUGGUCAGAUAUGCCCCCGAGGAUUUGCGCCGCCACCUGUCCGACAUGUUCUUCGGAGAUGAUGACGUGUCCGACAAUUUCUUGGCACCUCGCUCGCCUCUCCGAGGAUCUGUCCACAACGCUUGAGGAGUUGAGAUCCUGUCCCUACAGUAUAUAUGUGCUAGUAGUUCAUCCGUUCUAUGCAACGAAUUUUAUUAAUCCAUACAAUGAACAGUACGCCCUUACGCCAUUAAAAUUAUCUCAUCUGAAUUCGACAAGAAAAUUAAAAAAAAUAAAUAUUUUAUAAAAAAAAUGAUAGAUAGUUGAAAAUAUUUUUAAAAAUUUAAUUAAAAAGUAAAGUAAAUGAAAAAAUAGAAUGUAAUAAAGUUAGUGGUAUUUCUUGUAAAUAAGUGUUGAAUGAAGAGAUAAUAAUUAAAUGUGAGAAUAAAUAUGACGGACCAAGAAAAUAUUUAUUUU
Messenger RNA from Andrographis paniculata, 2416 nucleotides. RefSeq names its product exocyst complex component EXO70H1-like. Bases 158 to 2086 code for a protein of 642 amino acids. Gene Ontology annotation, biological process: exocytosis. NCBI's taxonomy places the organism in Eukaryota, Viridiplantae, Streptophyta, Magnoliopsida, Lamiales, Acanthaceae. Gene Ontology annotation, cellular component: exocyst. The transcript has a single exon. The record is from RefSeq and is a predicted model, not a curated record. Gene Ontology annotation, molecular function: phosphatidylinositol-4,5-bisphosphate binding.